AGAGACAAGCUGGAGUUGUGUAACUACCACCCAGUGGGUGGUGCAUAUCACACGCUAUAAGUGUGGCCAAACAGGACGGUUCAACAUUAGACAAGCACCUGCAGCUGAGGGAGAUCUAUUGGAAUUGCUUAGGUGAACAUCUGGAUUCGUAUUCAUACGUACAUGCAACAUGGAAUCAAGAACUACUCUGAUCUUCAUUUUUACCUUGUGCACAUCUUUUCAUGAAGGCUGGGGGUUGCCUCUAGUGCCCCAGACUGACCUGAGCGACCCAUCUGCAACCCAUAGGGUCAGGAGCAAACGAUGCUCCUGCAACAACCAGCUGGACUCCGAAUGCCACUAUUUCUGCCAUCUGGACAUCAUCUGGGUGAACACGCCAAGUAAGACCACUGUGUACGGAUUGGGCAGUCCACUGGCUCGUCGCCGUAGAUCUACAGGCCGCUGCUUCUGCGCCAACCCUGCAGAUCGGACAUGCAAGAGCUUCUGCCACUACAGCUCUGAAAACCCUGCCAUCAUGCUGGUGCACCCAUCUGAACCUGUGCGUGAAAAAAAGGAACAACCCAAAUCUGAUCACCAGACCACACUUAAUAACUUCGAAAAUGCAAGUCCAGGAGUUCUGGUUUUAGGGAAGUCUUCCUCUCUUGGGGCUCGGUCUGACGUCAUAACCUUCCUCAGGAACUUUGUCAAGGCUAGAGCGAGGGCCAUGGAAAAGAAAUCCAAGGCUGGUAAAGCUGGCUACAGAUGAAGUCAUUACCUGGAGGAGGGAUAGGAGUGCGAGCACUUGAACAAAAGAUGACCCUUGUGCAACAUGGGGCAGCAGAACAUAUAUACGCUGCGGUCUGGAAGCGGCGUUCCUCAAGGACAGUCCUGUGGAAAGAGAGCCUUUGAAACAUGUUUGAGAGAGAUGAAGGCUUGUGAAGGAGAUCUUUGUGAGUUGAGGGCAAGUGAGACUUGAACACUGGGACAAAAGAGGGUUAGGUGUUAUCGACAGUCCUGUAAUGCAGACAGGACAGCUAAGAAGCUAUGCUAAAGCUAUCUGACAGGAUCGUAGCUAGUCCAAAACACCAAGUUUGAACAGUCAGAGAUAAAAGAGACAGAUGAAGUGCUAAUGAAAAUUUAGUUGGAAGAGCACAGAUUUUGAGAAACUGCAGUACUUCUGCUAUUUAAUGGUACCAUUGGAACCGAUCUAAAUCUAUGCAUUUAUUUUAAAUAGAGACAAAACAAUAGAAGAGUGAGAGAAAUAAUAAAUAAAAUGUUUAUAAUAUUUUAGGAUAGAUAAAAUAUGACCUAAGCUAUAUUUGAGUUAAAUAUUUACCUGAGACAAUAGUUUCAAACUGAGUGUCAAGCCAAAAUGGCUGACAUCUUGGGAUAAGGCAAAUGGAUUUUUGAACACCCAACCCAGGAGCAUUGGAAUGUUACCAACGAAAAUAUAUGGGGGUGUGAUAAGUAAUUUUCCUUCUUCUUGGCAAGGCCAGUGCAGGUUGGAUAAUGCUGGUCGUUACUUAGCUGGUGAAGAUGGUUGACCAGCAUGUUUUUUUUGUUUUGUUUUGUUUUUUAUUAAACCGAUUGCUCACAGAAGUCUUGGUUAAAAAAAGAGCAUGUUAAAAAGAGCAUGCUAACAUUCCAUGCUGGAAGCCAACAUGUAAAUUACAACAUAUACUGGUGACCAGCAAUACUUCUACAAUACUUAUUAUGUUUUCUGCAGGGAGCCCUUUCAAAAUUGUGAGAUUUUGCUGGGAAUGCAUAAGUUUGACCACUUUGUAUGGACUGUGCACUUGUUUUUCACAUCCAUCCACCUUUAACAGUUAUAUUGUUGCAAUAUGUUGUUAUGACUACAAGAUAGACAAUAGAUUUAAACUUGCCAAAAAUAGCUUAAGUACUUUCCUAUUUAUUGAAUAGCACUGGAACAUAGAGAGCUAACAAUGUACACAAGAUGUAUGCACUUUAUGGUUCAUUUUGUGCUAUUACAUAUCUUUUCAUAGUUUAUAAUUAUAAGUUACUCAAUAUGCUAGGAAUUCUGUAGAGAUAGAUUUCUCUAUGUAUAUCAGCAAUAUGGUUUUGUUGUAAUGCUUCAUUUUAAUAUAUUGAAAUGUAUAUA
Molecule: messenger RNA, 2095 nt
Organism: Megalobrama amblycephala (Wuchang bream)
Lineage: Eukaryota; Metazoa; Chordata; Actinopteri; Cypriniformes; Xenocyprididae
Product: endothelin-2
Exons: 5
Coding region: 170-742 (190 amino acids)
Biological process (GO): regulation of vasoconstriction; regulation of systemic arterial blood pressure by endothelin; intracellular calcium ion homeostasis
Cellular component (GO): extracellular region
Molecular function (GO): endothelin B receptor binding; hormone activity
Source: RefSeq, a predicted model, not a curated record